This is a messenger RNA of Boeremia exigua, 1311 nucleotides long. RefSeq lists its product as uncharacterized. The coding region runs from base 1 to 1311 and encodes 436 amino acids. The record is from RefSeq and is a predicted model, not a curated record. NCBI's taxonomy places the organism in Eukaryota, Fungi, Ascomycota, Dothideomycetes, Pleosporales, Didymellaceae. The transcript has a single exon.
AUGAGGUUCUUUCCGUCAUUGCUCGCGUCCUUGACGCUGGUUUCUUCUCUUGUUUCAGCCAUCUCGGUCACAUCAACCAACUCUUACAACAUCAGUAACGAUGUAGAGGGCUCGGUCCGCCUGAACGGCCUCGCUUUUCAACAGAAUGCGCUGACAACCUUUGGCAACUACCAAUAUGUUGCUUACUAUGCAACAGCCACAGGCUAUGGCAAGCACUACGUCAACCUUGGGCGUCGCCAGAUCUCCCCUUCGAUUGGAGCGUGGCAGUCCUUUGCUUUUACGGACUAUGUCCAGCAGACACUUGACGAGCACAACACUAUCUCAAUGGGAAUCAGCGGUGAUGGAAAGAUUCAUCUAUCUUUCGACCACCACGAUGUCCCCAUCAACUACCGCGUGAGCAACACCGGUAUCGCCAAAGACAUCCCCUCGACAUGGUCCGCCUCGGCUUUCAGCGCCGUCCAGCAUUCUCUACCAGGUAGCACUGGGCCCUGGACGCCGCUGACUUACCCGCGCUUCAAGCGCAUCGACAAUGGCGACCUGCUGAUGGAAUUCCGCAUCGGGCAAUCUGGCAGCGGUGACUCAUGGAUCCACCGCUAUUCUUCAACCUCUGGUCUCUGGUCAAACGUCGGCAAGUACCUGCAAGGUGAAGACAACAAUGCCUACAUCAACGGCUUCACCAACGCCGUCGGCAAACUCUUCGUCUCCUGGACCGUCCGCGAGACGCCUACGCCUAGCACAAACCACGACUUCUACUUCGCCUACAGCGAAGACGCAGGCCGUAGCUGGAAGCAGACCAAUGGCCAGUCCGUCGCGCUGCCCAUCACCCCCAGCACCCCCGGCAUCAAGGUCUACAACAUCCCCCAGAACAGCGAGAUCAUCAACCAGGAAGCCCAGUGCGCUGACGACAAGGGCCGGUUCCACGCCCUGAUGCGCGAUAACUCCACCGGCACCAGCAGGUUCUACCACUACCUGCGCACCACCGACGGCACGUUCAGCAAGACUGCCAUCAAUGCGCCGGGCCUGUCCACGCCCCCAUACUUGGCGUACCGCGGCAAGAUCGUCGCGGCGAAGGACAGUGUUGUUGCUGUGCUGCCUGAUGCGCCCAAGGCGACUGUGCAGCUGUGGGGCGCGACGGCGGGUGGCAACUGGGUGGAUUGGAAGAAGUUGGGCGAGAUCACGAACAUGGCUGGCGAGCCAUUGGUGGAUGAGGAGAGACUCAAGAAGUUUGGUAUUUUGAGUUUGUUCGUGAGGCAGGGUGGACCGUUUGGGACGAGGAAGGUGCAGGUAUGGGAUUUUGGGCUGAGUCUUUAG